AUGACAGCAGAAAAGAGAAAUAUUGUGAAACUAGGGGAGAAACUCUGGGGAUGGAAGCUUUGUGUUCAUUGCCGUGCUGGCAAUGAAUGCAAAGAUCCUGGAUGCCCUGGGCAACGUCACCGCAGCAUACAGAGAUACUAUCAAUUCUGCGAAGCCAUACUGCGCCCCAAUCCGCUAGAUGAGCCGUUCAAGACGAAAUUCAUAGACGAGAACGAUCGCCAUCUACAGAUAAUCCUCAAUGUCAAAUCCAAUCCCGAGUUGAGCCGACAAGAACUGAGAACUAUCGUCUGGGGCACCAAUAGCAGCGUCUCACUCACAACUAUGUCGGCAACCAUAGACCGUGCAGUUAGGACUAUGUUGAUGGUGGACUGUGUGCCUUCAUAUCAGCCUUCCGGGCGUCUCGAGGAGGGCCAAUCGAGGCUUCCUUGGGGCGAUGGUUUACCAUUAUCCAAGUUUCUCGAGGAAGCCUUCCCGAAGCAUCAGCACCACGUGUUGAGCUCGAUCAACCACCCGCGUCGUAUAAAAUUCAAGAGCGAGUUAAGGGCCGAUCGACUUAAGAAAAGGUUAGGGAUUACCUUCCGAGGCACAAGCGAUUUACGGGAUCAUCUCCGACUAAGCUAUACCUCUUCUGGGAUAAUUCUGAACAUCUACCAUCAUGUAGGAUUCCUCAAGGAGCAAUUGAUUUUGACGAAGGCAAAAUCAUGCGGCGAAGGUUUCUCGCAGUCAAUCAAAGUUUGCGGAGCACUCCCUAGACAACUGAUGUUGGAGACGAUUGAUUCUCUGCAAGGCAUCCUUUUCCCAGUAGCGAGUAAGAAGGCAAGGAAGUUACUAGAUAGGCUCGUGGCAACCGAACAGUGGGAUCCUGAAAUAAGGAUAUAUGAGUUCGGUACGAUACGGAAUCGUGAAGAGUAUAACAUCCCCUACUACUACCUCGCUGAACAUUUAUCCGAACUUCAGAAUGGAUUGGAAAAUCCUCCACCACGGGGUUGGCUCGAGAGGCAAAUUGAGCGGCGCACGGCAGAUAGAUAUAUGAUGAUGGCAACCCUGGCAGGAGUGGCAUUUGCUGUGUUACUUGGUAUGCUCUCACUGAUCGUCAGCUGCUACCAGACCUGGAUUUCAUACCAAGCGUGGCAGCAUCCCGUUAGCGCGGGCGGACCAUAA
Truncatella angustata is the source of this 1161-nucleotide messenger RNA. RefSeq lists its product as uncharacterized. The transcript is spliced from 2 exons. The record is from RefSeq and is a predicted model, not a curated record. Bases 1 to 1161 code for a protein of 386 amino acids. Lineage: Eukaryota; Fungi; Ascomycota; Sordariomycetes; Amphisphaeriales; Sporocadaceae.